This is a messenger RNA of Exophiala aquamarina CBS 119918, 756 nucleotides long. RefSeq lists its product as uncharacterized. The record is from RefSeq and is a predicted model, not a curated record. Lineage: Eukaryota; Fungi; Ascomycota; Eurotiomycetes; Chaetothyriales; Herpotrichiellaceae. The coding region runs from base 1 to 756 and encodes 251 amino acids. The transcript is spliced from 2 exons.
AUGGCUACGACAUUCAUCAAAUGGGCGUCAGUCUCAUCCAGUCUCGCUUUGGGUGCUUGGAGUCUGAUGAUCACACGCACGGUUCACCGCGUUAAACCGUCCUCCAUCAGCGUGUAUGAUACCAGUGAGGAAUCAUUUCUGCAUUCUCAAACCUGUUCAGCUGUCGUAAAUCCACGAAGGCAUCAGGUUACAUCCGACACAAGAUCAAUUCAAUUCCACCUUCCCCCCUCUAAGACCCAGUAUUCGGAUGAACAAAUUUUAGCAACAUUUGUGAAAGGCUUCUUUGGUGGUUGGGUCUUCGCUGCUGAAGGGGCCCUGCUUGGUGCCGUUAAACGCAUUCCCAAAUCGCGCGAAGAAUCAAUCAUCUGGUCAUCAAAAGCGUUAGAUGAAAAGACACUACCGGCUUUGCACGCAACACUUUUUGGAGCUUUCCAACUGGUCGACAGGUGCCUGGACGUCGCAACUACCAAUGUAGUACACACACCUGCGCAGUCGAGCUACGUUGAUUUUGCAUUUGGAUCUGAUGAAUCAUCUUUUGCCGGGGCACACCGCUUCAUCGUCCACCGAGAUCACAAACCAGGCGCCCGUGGUGGUGAUGUGAUCAGGAUCACGUUUGCCUCGAUGGUCUGCAACCCGACUCAGAACAAGCCGAUGUUCUUAGCUAGUUUGUAUGCCUUCCACAGAUUUUAUGCACAACUUCUCUUCAGGGAAGCCGUCGCACAUGUGUUCAGUAGGCAGGAGCAAACGGCACUGUAA